This is a messenger RNA of Ananas comosus (pineapple), 1894 nucleotides long. Its product is annotated as lysine histidine transporter 2-like. The transcript has 7 exons. Lineage: Eukaryota; Viridiplantae; Streptophyta; Magnoliopsida; Poales; Bromeliaceae. The coding region runs from base 187 to 1527 and encodes 446 amino acids. Gene Ontology annotation, cellular component: plasma membrane. The record is from RefSeq and is a predicted model, not a curated record.
UUUUUUUCCUUUUCCUUUUCCAUUUCGUUAAUUCACAACUGUACUUCUCCUACAUACAUACACCCUUUCGUGCUCUCUUUAUUAUUUGAAGAAGAGGAGGAGGAGAAGCAGAUCACGAAGAACAAGUUCUUCGGAUCGAUCUUCUUCUCAAGACUCUGAGAAGAUCCAUCAUUCGUCUGAUAAGGGAUGGGUCGCGACGACGUCGGGGCGGCGCAGGGCGGCGAUGUCGCGCAGCAGCAGGAGAAUACGAAGAGCAUCGACGACUGGCUGCCGAUCACGUCGUCGCGCAACGCCAAGUGGUGGUACUCCGCCUUCCACAACGUCACCGCCAUGGUCGGCGCCGGCGUCCUCAGCCUCCCCUACGCCAUGGCCGAGCUCGGAUGGGGGCCAGGGAUUGCGGUGCUGGUGAUAUCGUGGGUGAUAACGCUGUACACGCUGUGGCAGAUGGUGGAGAUGCACGAGAUGGUGCCCGGGAAGCGGUUCGACCGGUACCACGAGCUAGGGCAGCACGCGUUCGGGGAGAAGCUGGGGCUGUGGAUCGUCGUGCCGCAGCAGCUGGUGGUCGAGGUCGGCACGAACAUCGUCUACAUGGUCACCGGCGGAAAGUCGCUGCAGAAGUUCCACAACGUCGUCUGUCCCGACUGCAAGUCCAUCAAGCUCAGCUACUUCAUCAUCAUCUUCGCCUCCGUCCACUUCGUCCUCUCCCAGCUCCCCAACUUCAACUCCAUCUCCGGCAUCUCCCUCGCCGCCGCCGUCAUGUCCCUCACUUACUCUACCAUAGGGUGGGUAGCAUCAGUCCACAAGGGGAAGCAGCCGGACGUCGACUACAGCUACAAGGCGUCGACGAGGACGGGAGCCGUGUUCAACUUCUUCAGCGCGCUGGGCGACGUCGCGUUCGCGUACGCGGGCCACAACGUCGUCCUCGAGAUCCAGGCCACCAUCCCCUCGUCCCCCGAAAAGCCCUCCAAGAAGCCCAUGUGGAAGGGCGUCAUCGUGGCCUACAUCGUCGUCGCCGUCUGCUACUUCCCCGUCGCGCUGGUCGGGUACUGGGCCUUCGGGAACUCCGUCGACGACAACAUCCUCAUCACCCUUGAGAAGCCCCGGUGGCUUAUCGCGGCCGCCAACUUGUUCGUCGUAGUACACGUGAUUGGCAGCUAUCAGAUCUACGCAAUGCCGGUCUUCGACAUGAUCGAAACAGUGCUUGUGAAGGAAUUUCACCUUCCGCCGGGCCGUACUAUUCGCUUGAUCGCGCGCUCCGCUUAUGUUGCAUUAACCAUGAUUAUCGCGAUUAUUAUCCCCUUCUUUGGUGGAUUACUCGGAUUCUUCGGAGGCUUUGCUUUGGCCCCAACAACAUACUUUCUUCCCUGCAUCAUGUGGCUGGCCCUAUACAAGCCUAAGAGAUUCAGCUUGUCUUGGAUCACAAACUGGAUCUGCAUUGUACUCGGCGUUCUCUUGAUGGUUUUAUCGCCGAUCGGAGCGCUGCGUUCGAUCAUUCUCAGCGCGAAGAGCUACAAAUUCUUCUCAUGAGCUGCAGUUCUGAACGAAACCGUGUAAAUCGGGUACUGUUCGAGGUCGAGUGAAGUCGAUUACGGGGAGACGUGCCGGGAUUCGCGCAGAUCCAAAUGAAGUAUGUCUAUCUUUUACAUGUUUAGAACAUGAAAACAGAGCUGCACUCAUCUUGUGUUUGAUGGUUUGAUUUCACUUGUUAUGGUUUCAUGGUCCUUGUUUAUGAUGAUAAGAGAGUGUUAUUGUAUGUGAAGCAUUUGGUAAUUUAAUGUCCUAAAAAAAAAUAGUUCUUGUUCAUAAUAUUUAUUUAUCAAUGUGAUGUUUGAGCUUGUAGCACUUGAAUGGGUUGUACUUGGCUCCUUUUGUGUAUUAAACACAGUUCUAAUAA